GCGAGCCACUCGCUCCAAGCAGCUCUGCCACCCUUUCCACAUUGGGUUAACCGCGAACCGCUAAAUCCUUUCGCGGGGGAUGAUCGUAGGGCGCGGGUCUUACGCGGGGGAUCGUCGCGGGUCCUCCGCGGGUCCUCCGCGGGUCCUCCGCGGGGGUAGUCGCGAUCCGCAACCAUCCCCAGCGAAAGGACUUCGUGUUUCGCGGUUGGCAUAGCUGCUUGGAGCGGCUCGCGACCGGCCGCUCGACGACCGACCGCUCGACCACCGACCGGUCGGUGCUCGGUCGGUGGCUGAAUUCGGACACACUCUAGGUUUAGAUAUUUGACAUGAUAUUUGGUCAGUUUCACUGUGUAGGGUGGUAGAUUCAAGAAAAUCAGCUUGCAAGUGCGAGCUUAAUCAAAGAGCUAUGGACGAUGUCGAUUUUGAACCACGUAAGAGAAGAGCUGCUGCGAAACCAUCGGUCAAAGAUCUGUCGGACUCUGAGGACGAUGUGCCCAAGAAACGGACGAAGAGGAGAGGAGGCUCGGAGGACGAAGAUUAUCGUGACUCUGCAGAGGGAUCGACCAAGCGGCCGAGGACGAGAGCUCCUCCCAAAACCAAAGCACCCAGGCCCAGGGCUCCUCCGAAACAAAGACUGAAUAUUAAGAGUGACACUGAAAAGGAUGACAUUCAACGAGAGCGACGCACCGCUCGAGAGGAAGACUUUGCUCAAGGGUCUCAUCAUGAGCAAGCAACGGCAGAUCUUGUGGAGUCAACCGAACGCUAUGACAGAGACGAUGACAUGGAGAUUGGUGAAAGUAGCUCUAGUUCUCAUCAGAAUCCCGCCCCAGAGACUGCGUCUCGCUCAACGUCACAUGUGGAAAUGGCAUGGAAUGAGGCAGACCUCUUGGCACAGAAUGAAGGGCUUGACAACUGGGUGGCACGGAACCUUGUCAAGCUUUUUGAAGGAGAUAACACAAUACCAUUUAUUGCCCGGUAUCGUAAAGAAAUGACUGGAAAUAUGGAACCAGAGCAGCUUCGACAUGCCAAGGAAACAUUUGAAGAAUUGAAAGUUAUCCAGCACAAGGCAGCAACAAUGAUCAAAAAUAUUGAUAAACUGGGCAAAAUGACCCCAACUGUACGGAAAUCAAUUGUCUGCGCCAAGAGCCUCAGUGAACUUGACUUAAUUAAUACACCUUUCAAAGCUGGCAGUAAGAGAACUUUGGCCGAACGGGCCCGCCUCUUGGGAUUGGAUCAGGCAGCUCAGAUUGUUUUGGAAGGCUCUGACUACAUUUCACUGUCUCAUUUCAUUAAUAGAGACAAAGAAGGUCUCAGAGACAACAAAGAAGUGCAGAUAGGAAUUCAGCACAUCUUAGCUGACAUUAUUAGCAAGGACAGAGGAGUAUUAGAUUUUAUCACAGAACUGAAAAAGACUGCCAAUAUUCGACUUGAAAGUAGUAGAGCAAGGGGCACUGUGGCCAAAGAGCUAGCUAAAGGAUCUAGCAAAGAAAAAUCUAAUGCCAAAAUGAAAUCAUUCUCUGCUGCUGAAAAGCAAAAAAUGCAGUCAAAGGCAGAUGAAGAAAGUAAAUAUCGUAACUACUUUGAGUUUGGAAUGAAUGUCAAGUAUAUCAAACCACAUCAGGUACUAGCAAUAAAUCGAGGGGAAGCCCAGAAAGAGCUCUCAGUUCGGCUGGUUGUGCCUGAAUUCGUUUUGGACAAGAUGAUAUUAUUUUGCAAUAGACAAUGGCUUUCUAAAGGGGUCCAGUAUGACCUCAGAAGCACUCUUUUCAACGAUAGUGUAAAAGAUUCAUACAGUCGCCUCAUUCAGCCUCUUAUUGUCAGGCAAGUUCGAGCAGAACUGAAUCAGAAUGCUGAGAGGGCCUCCAUUGAAGUGUUUGCUGUGAACUUAAAAAAACUUCUGCUGAUGCCACCUUUUAGAGGCCGUGUUGUACUUGGUAUUGAUCCAGGAUUUCGAAAUGGAUGUAAGGUUGCUUUGAUUGAUUUAGCUGGUAAUGUAUUAGAGAAAGGUGUGUUUAAUCUUAACUGUGGCAAAAGAACAUGGGAUUUAAGAGAAGAUCCAAAUGCUCUCUGGCUAAGAAAGAUAAUGUCAAGGCACCGGUGUGAGGUAAUAGCCCUUGGAAAUGGCACUGCAUGUAGAGAGACAGAAGAAUAUUUAAGUGAGCUGUUCCAGACUGAUUUCUUUAAACCUCUUGAUGUCUCUUACACAAUUGUUAGUGAGCAGGGUGCUAGUAUUUACUCUUGCUCUAGUGAGGCAAAAGUUGAGUUCCCUGAUUUGGAACCAAAUAUCAUCAGUGCAGUUUCUAUUGCAAGGAGGCUUCAGGAUCCAUUAGCAGAGUUGGUAAAAGUGGAGCCCAAACAUUUAGGAGUUGGUAUGUAUCAACAUGAUUUAUCAGAGAAGAAGCUCUCCAGUACUCUUGAUGAAAUAGUUGUGGAGUGUGUGAGUUUUGUUGGGGUGGAUCUUAAUACAGCUCCUCAUUGUCUUCUCAGGCGUGUAGCUGGUCUCAACUCUAGCAGAGCUGAGAAGAUUAUAGAAUAUAGAAAAAAAAAUGGUCCCUUUUUCUCUAGAGAUGAGGUGAAAAAAGUUAAAGGCGUUGGAGAAAAAUCUUUUGAACAGUGUGCAGGUUUCAUAAGAAUAAUUCCCGAAACUAUUGGACUUGAGACUGCUGCACGUAAAUGUAAUCCUUUGGACAUGACUUGGAUUCACCCAGAAUCAUAUGGCUGUGCAAGCAGGUUCCUGAGUUUUUGUCAAGUGAAGACAGAGACCAUUGGAACUCCAGAGACUAUCAGAGCCAUUUCAAAGGCAAUUUCUACCGCAGGGGGUAUUAAAUCAUUGGCUCAAAAGUUGGAUUCAAGUGAACCAUUAGUGAAACUUAUUGCUGAGGGUCUACAGAUGCCGCACAAUCAUGAUUUCCGUUCCGAAUUUGAAAAACCUUUGUUCAGAAAAGGCCUCACUUCCAUUAAUGAGUUGCACGGUGGUGACAUACUGACAGGGAGAAUCACAAACACUACUCACUUCGGAGCUUUUGUUGACAUUGGAGUAGGUCAAAAUGGACUGAUACACAAUAGUGGGAUGGGUGGGAAGCAUCCUCAGUUUGGAGAUAGAGUACAAGUGAAAGUACUUAAUGUUGAACUGAACAGACAGAGGAUUGGGCUUCAGCUCCUAGCAAUCUUAUAGGCUCUCCAAACCAGUUAUUGUGGGUACUACCUCUUGGCACUACUCUACUUAACGCCACUACAUCAGUUUGUUCAGCAGCACAGCGCGGUGGAGGGGGGCAUCGGCAGGAAGGGUGACCAGCCAACCAUGACAACAUGACGCCUCGGGGUUCGGGGUGGUUGUUGGGGUGGUUCUAGAAGAAGAGGCGCGUUUGUUCGGAGGGCUACGCACUGCCGUCUUCAAAAGGCUCCGCAGCCCUUGUACACAACAAUAUGUAAUAUACCCGACCUUACCUCCAGCUCGACGUGCGUAAGUGUCGUAAGGUAUGGCCUUCCCCUUCGCGUAAUAAUUUGAAUUGCCCGCCGGUAAGCUCACUUUAACUGUUCGCCGAUAGAUGGCGAUUCCAUGUUGAGGUGCACCUUGUUUUGCUCGCGGAUCAUCCGCAUACCCAGAUAAUUUGUAUACUGUGUGGUGUUUCUUGGAAACCUGUACCGUCCUUGUCUGGGGGAGCAUUAUGUUCAAUGAUUGUCUAGAGAGAACAUAGCUGCUGACACCCAUUAUUAAAUUAGCGCAUCCAAUCUUGUGAUUCGGGUGCAAUUUUUGGAAGCCCCUUUACUUUAUAGGGGGCAAAGUUGCAAACUCAAAUUCCUGCAUAAUGAAAUGAACAUAAACAAACAUGAUUUUA
Messenger RNA from Frankliniella occidentalis (western flower thrips), 3839 nucleotides. Its product is annotated as S1 RNA-binding domain-containing protein 1. The transcript is spliced from 16 exons. The record is from RefSeq and is a predicted model, not a curated record. Bases 407 to 3175 code for a protein of 922 amino acids. Gene Ontology annotation, molecular function: mRNA binding; structural constituent of ribosome. Lineage: Eukaryota; Metazoa; Arthropoda; Insecta; Thysanoptera; Thripidae. Gene Ontology annotation, biological process: translation; nucleobase-containing compound metabolic process.